AUGUCACUUGUGCACAGAGAGAAAAGAGAGCAGAGGGAAGAGAGCGUUGGCCUCAGUGUGGACCCGGAGCAGCAGAACUGUGGAACUUUUAAGCCCCUUAAGAAUCCCAAUGAAGCAGCACUCAGGCGUGGGCCUUUUGUGCCCCGAUCUGCUCCUUCCCUUCACCCGUCCGUGUCCCAGCUGUACGCGUCCACUUUAGCAUCUUCCACGUUUCUGUCAGUCAUCCUUUCAUCGGCCUUCACCAGCCGCAGCCUCAGAGAUUUGGUGGAAAAGAUGGGAGGAGGGGGCGUGCUCUUUCACAACUGUUGCUCCAAAACGCUGCCCAAGCGUUCGCUUUUGUUGCCAACAAAUGAGUUUCCUGAGGAGGAAGGGUUGCCGACUUUGAAAUGGGAUUGCAUCAUAAUCGGUGGAUUGAACCGUGCGUGUGUCCUCCGUCAGGAUAUCGCCACCAUGCAGCUGUGCGCCAACAAGCUGGAUAAGAAAGACUUUUUCGGGAAGUCCGACCCCUUCCUGGUUUUCUACCGCAGCAACGAGGAUGGAACGUUCACCAUCUGCCACAAGACGGAGGUGAUAAAAAACACCCUCAACCCGGUGUGGCAGCCUUUCACCAUUCCUGUCCGAGCCCUGUGCAACGGCGACUACGACAGGACUGUGAAGGUAGACGUCUAUGAUUGGGAUCGAGAUGGAAGACACGACUUCAUCGGAGAGUUCACCACCAGCUACAGGGAGCUGUCUCGAGGACAGAACCAGUUCAACGUCUACGAGGUUUUAAAUCCCAAGAAGAAAGGCAAAAAGAAGAAAUACAUCAAUUCUGGGACUGUAACUCUGCUGUCCUUCAAAGUGGAUUCGGAGUACACCUUUGUGGAUUUCAUCCGAGGGGGGACGCAGCUGAACUUCACAGUCGCCAUCGACUUCACGGCGUCUAACGGUAACCCGUCCCAGCCCACCUCCCUCCACUAUAUGAGUCCCUACCAAAUGAACGCGUAUGCCAUGGCCCUGAAAGCAGUGGGGGAGAUUAUCCAGGACUACGACAGCGACAAGCUCUUCCCUGCCUACGGCUUUGGAGCUAAGCUGCCCCCUGACGGCAAAAUCUCCCACGCGUUCCCGUUGAGCGGUGACGGGGAUAAUCCAAACUGUGUGGGCAUAGAGGGAGUUCUGGAGGCCUAUUUCCAGAGCCUGAGGACAGUUCAGCUGUACGGGCCCACAAACUUUGCACCGGUCAUCAACAAAGUGGCAAACUGUGCAGCAGAGAUUACAGACGGCUCUCAGUACUUUGUCCUGUUGAUGAUCACAGAUGGAGUGAUAUCUGACAUGGUCCAGACCAAAGAGGCUGUGGUCAAUGCGGCGUCUCUCCCGCUGUCCAUCAUCAUCGUAGGCGUUGGUCCAGCUGAGUUUGAUGCGAUGGAGGAGCUGGAUGGAGACGAGGUGAGAGUAUCCUCCAGAGGACGUCUUGCUGAGAGAGACAUUGUUCAGUUUGUUCCCUUCAGGGACUACAUCGACCGAUCCGGGAACCAGGUCCUCAGCAUGGCGCGGCUGGCUAAGGACGUCCUGGCCGAGAUCCCCGACCAGCUGCUGUCGUUCAUGAAGAGCCGGGGGGUGGAGCCGCGGCCGGCCCUGUCCUCCUCCCCGCUGCCCGAGCUGCUCCGCCACAUCUGA
Menidia menidia (Atlantic silverside) is the source of this 1656-nucleotide messenger RNA. The record is from the annotation of a GenBank genome assembly. NCBI's taxonomy places the organism in Eukaryota, Metazoa, Chordata, Actinopteri, Atheriniformes, Atherinopsidae.